ACUGUUCAUUUCGUGAAUCUUUCGCAAUUCGCUUCAGUUUGCCACGGGGGAAGGAACGUUUGUUUCGCGAUAGAAUGUUUUUUCAUGCUGCAGUUUAUAUCUAUCAUAUAUAGGCAGCUUUAGCUAGGUGGAUUAACAUGCGAAAUUAUUUAUUUUUUACACUUAGCUGUUGAUAUAUUUCCUAUGGAAAUAUGCGUGGUGUAUCAAACUUCAAUCAGAAUCUGUGUUUGGCGAUGCCGUUUGACAACUUAACUCUUUUUUAAGUUUGAAAUAAACUCACUUUUCUGGCUUGAUAUAAUUGUUAAAAGGGUCCAUAAAUUAUACGCCAAUUGAAAUCUACUUCAAAUGGAUUGAUUUUUUCUCUUGAUCAAGGAAUUUUGUUCGUUUUCAUUAAAAUCUUGAUAAAACUAUUUUCAAAAGUGGAAGAAGAUAUUAAAUUAAACAUUUACGAUCAUAUUUGGCUGUCAAUGUAACAAUAAUCGAGCACAAGAAUUGUGUAAUAUCUAUUAUACAUGAAUGGUUGGAGAUUUGCCAGACAUCGUCGGAGAAGGAUCGAUUUCAGAUCUAGGAGAUCUAAAAGGAUGGUGGAAUAAUCACGCUAUAGUAGCCUGGAGCUUUGUCCUUUUCGGCUGUUUCUUACUAAAUGUCACGCUUCUAUUGGCAUUCCUUAUACGUCCGUCAUUACGGACUAUUUCCAACAGGUUUGUCAUGAAUCUAACAGUGUCGAACCUGUUGGUAUGCGCCAUCAUGAAUCCAUUGUUAAUUAUGGACGCUGCCUCGACGUCGUCCAAUUCUUUCAUAGUCGAAUCUCAAUCCAUUGGAAGUAUUUGCGCGAUAUCAGAAGGUGGCGUGGCUGUUGUUACCACAUCCUCGGUCUUUUCAGUCCUAUUGAUCGCCGUGGAUCAAUAUUUUGCCGUGGUAGAUCCUCUACGUUACCGAGCUCGCGUGGACAAACUGAAAUCUGGAAUAUUGAUUAUAUCAACCUGGUUCAUCUCUAUAAUUUUUGGCUUCCUCGCAUUUUUCAAUCCAAACCCUCGAAGUUUCUGGCAAUCUUGCAUAUUCAGGAACAAAAAUUUGUCUUCCAAUAUUUCCUUCGAUUUCCCAAACACAGAAUCAACAGUUACCAUAUUGGAUAACAACACCAACGAUCUGAAUGGAAUUUCUGAAAUAAUGGAAACUGUCAAAUCUAUCACACUCGACGAAAAUAUGGAUCUCAUAGAGAACACUACUACUACUACUACUGUGAUCUUUGAUACGCUUACAAAUGAUACAAUUACUUACGGCUUUGUCUACGCUAUCGUGUACAGUAUAUUCGCCUAUUUCAUCCCAUUUGUUGCUGUUUGCUGGAUUUAUGUUAGCAUCUACGUGGCUGCGCAUAGAAAUUCGGAAAGGACUAGAAAAAGUGGAUCUAGGCCUAUAUUAUCGUCGUCCAGUUUCACGGAAGAUCAAAAUGGUCCACCUAGGCUUCAACGUCUUCAGACGGAUACCGUUGAGGAUUUUCGCAAGUUGCCGAAGAUAUCGAGUUUAUCGUCGAUAGAUGAGACGAGCGAAACUAUGCAACCGACUGGUCAAUUAUCUCGAAGACGAUCAUUCUCAUCUUCCAUGGAUAUAGAAGAAUCUUCUCCUCCUUUAGAGGACAAGGCAUCCUCGGGCAUUGUCUUCACGGUCAAUUUACAAAGCGUUGAGGUGACUCGAUUUACGAAUGAUGAAAAAAAUUGUAAGAAUGAUAAUUUGUACGGUGAUUUAGUAAUUGAAGGAAAAAUUGAUCAAAAUAAGUAUCGGGAGCAAUCUGAAAGAAAUGACAAAUCAUUGAAAGAAGAUGAACAAGUGACGGAUAAUUGGAUGUCAAGAAGUUUGGAUCUCGAGGAAAGCAAUGAAACUGAAAACGAAGUUCGUUUCGAUUAUUUUGAUAAUUUGAACAAAAUUCAUGAUAAAAAAUUGCCCUUAGCUCUUUGCGAUGACAAUUCAUUGAAAAUUUUUCAAAUGGAAGGAGAAGAAAGUUUAAAUGAUGAAGUCAAGCAAAACGAGCUAAAAGUAAUUCAUGAAAUUAGUGAUCAAAGGGAGGAACAUAUAUUGCAAGUAGACGAUGACUUGACAAAUCAAUUAUCAAACCAAGGAGAUUCUAAAAUAUCAGCGAGUCCUUCAGAGGUGAGAUCAAACCGUAGAUUAUCUACGUUCUUUAAUACAGAAGACACUUUGCAGAACACAUGUGAAGAUAGUACCAAGACUGAGAAAGAUAAUAACGGUAGCAAUGUUAUUAUAGAAUCGUCCUCGUGUCUGCUGACGCCAAUAGUGACGAUUACACCGGCUCCAAGUAAAAACGAUAGCUUGCAUCGCGUGUCAAGCGUGAGGAGUACCUCGAGCUACAUAAAUUCGUUGAAAGACCGGAUAAGCAAUGGUUCUAUAUUUAGGCACAGAGAAGAGACCAGAGCAGCACGAAUAAGCGCUCUGGUGAUCGUGAUGGGUCUGACCUGUUGGUCGCCAUAUGUAAUAUUGUUGGUAAUGAAAAAUCUACCUCGAUACACUGACCAACAUUUGUCUCACAAAUACGACAUACUGGCCUCCAGUUUCUUCAUUCUGGCCGCCUAUAUUAGUCCAUUGUUAUUCGGAUAUCGUUCAAAACGAGUGAAGCGUGAAUUGAGGAGGUUCUUCUGCUUCAGGAGAGAACUGUCCUAUAAAAAUAAUCGAAGCUUGAUGGCUAAAAAAGUGUUGAAAAGACGGCAUAGUAGUAAUCUUAGUCAUUUCGAGGUAGAUCAUAAAUACAAUAUAUUUAAUUGUAUGUAUGGAAGGAACCGAUGGCCGAAGGAAAAGGUUCAAUUUGUUCAAGUACCGGACACGGCGUUGGUUGUAGAAACUUGUAGGAGCAGUUUCUCCAGCGGAGCAAGUACUCAGAUUUCGAGCACUUCGACGGAGGAAUGUUGACGCGUAUCCAUGACGUUCCUAAGAGUUUGAUGUUCGUUUGAAAAGUAGUUUUUUAGUAAUAUAGUCUUUUAUAAAGUACUUAAUACGCAAUUAUAAUUAUAUAUCUUUUUAAAAUUGUUUUUUUUUUUGUGAAAGAAUUUCAGAUAAGAUGUUGGUAGAUAGAGACUGAACGAAAAGCAUUAAUUGUAUAUGGUUAAAGAAAAUGGUCAAAUAAUUUAAAAAUAUAUAGAGUUCGUUAAAUAAUUUUCUAGAAAGAUAAAAAUCAUUAUUAGAGAAAACGGGCAAAAUGAAAAUUUUGAGAAAAGUGAUAGCUAUAAUAGACAUUUUUAUUUUGUUUAUUUUAAUGUAUACUAUAUAUUUUCAAAUUAUUUGACUUAUUUUUUUAGAUCUUGCAAUAUUGAUUAUACGAGAUAAUGUUUUAAUAAUUCCUCUAACAAAUUUUUAAAUAAUCACAAUAAGACAAGAAAUAUGUCAAGGAUCGUGAAUUAUGAAAUACACAGAUAAAUUUGUGUAAGACAAACUGUUAUGUUUGUUUUAUUUCAUUUUUAAGAUGAGAUAUCAUUAGUAUUAUGUAUAUGUAUAAGUUAUUUGAUAUGUACGUAACAUUUAAUUACGUAAUUUAUAGAAUUAAAUUAAUAAUAUUAUCAAUGAGGCUGUAUCAAAGAUAAAUAGAUUCUUUUUUUAUUCAAGUGGUGACAUAUUUUUCACCACAACAUCUAUAAAAUAAUACAUGCAAUUUCAUGCAUCAUUGUGUUCGCAUAAACAUAUAAUUACUAGAAUAUAAUAAUAGUUAUAAUAGAAAUAAUGCUUAUAAACUACAAUAGAGGCCAUAAGUAUUGAUUGAUCUAGUCGAUUUAGAAUCUACUAGGAUAACAGUAUAAUAAGUUCCAAGUCUCUUUAUUCCUCCAUUAACUGAAUUCAUUUGUUUUCUUUAUCCAAUUGUAAAUAGAUUAUUAUUUAUUUGUUAUAAACUUUUUGCUUAUUUAUAUAUAUAAGUUAUAUAUAUAAGUCAUAAUAGAUAUCUAACAAUAAUUUUCGUCCACAUUAAAUUUACAAUAACAUAUUUAAAAUUUGAAAUUUCUUUAUAAUCUUAAAAUCACAUUAUAACUUGACUCAAUACGAUUGGUUUAAACAAUAUUUAUGAACUUCAGUAUAAUAUGCAUGAGUGUAAAAAAUAUACUUGUGGUCUCUACUUGAUUAUUGGAUCACAUAAUUGAAUUAUUUCACACCAAUAUAUGAUGAAUACGUGAUGACAAUAUUAUCACGUGAGUUAUAUCAUGCGAUGCGCAAAAUAUUACAUUACUUUUGCGCAUUAAAUAACAUUUUGUGUGAAAUAUUUGGCACGAUUUAAUGGGGAACUAUUCAACGACACUUAAGCGUAUAACACUUGAACUAUUUAUUAUUGAUAAAUUUUUCAAAGUAUUUUCAUAAAUAAAUAUAUGUAUAUAAAACAUAUAUACAUACACAUCUUUAAAUAUAUUAUACAAACAAUAAUAAUAAUAUUUCAUAAAUCUAUCGAGCCUUGAAGUAUCAAGGAUAGUUUACCGACUAUUUUGUACAUUACAAAUAAAAGAUCUUUUUUAUUUAUAUUAAAUAAUUUGUACAUAAAAAAAUAGUAUAAUGAUAAAUCUAUCAUAUACCGCAUAUUACACGGAUGGUUCUUCGUGUGUAUAUGUUCGAACUUGUAUUUUUGUAUGAAAACACAUAAACAUAUGUAUAUUUAACAAGUUGUUUUUUAAUAAUAUAACAAUAAAUAAAAAUUUAUUUUGGACUUC
This is a messenger RNA of Apis mellifera (honey bee), 4697 nucleotides long. RefSeq lists its product as uncharacterized. Bases 517 to 2922 code for a protein of 801 amino acids. Gene Ontology annotation, biological process: G protein-coupled receptor signaling pathway. Gene Ontology annotation, cellular component: membrane. Gene Ontology annotation, molecular function: G protein-coupled receptor activity. The record is from RefSeq and is a predicted model, not a curated record. The transcript has 4 exons. NCBI's taxonomy places the organism in Eukaryota, Metazoa, Arthropoda, Insecta, Hymenoptera, Apidae.